This is a messenger RNA of Onychostruthus taczanowskii (white-rumped snowfinch), 1842 nucleotides long. It is a transcript of the gene PPARG, whose product is annotated as peroxisome proliferator activated receptor gamma. The coding region runs from base 71 to 1498 and encodes 475 amino acids. Gene Ontology annotation, molecular function: zinc ion binding; nuclear receptor activity; RNA polymerase II cis-regulatory region sequence-specific DNA binding. NCBI's taxonomy places the organism in Eukaryota, Metazoa, Chordata, Aves, Passeriformes, Passeridae. The transcript has 7 exons. Gene Ontology annotation, cellular component: nucleus. The record is from RefSeq and is a predicted model, not a curated record. Gene Ontology annotation, biological process: regulation of lipid metabolic process; positive regulation of transcription by RNA polymerase II; negative regulation of transcription by RNA polymerase II.
CGGCUUCUCCCGCUGAGAACUGACAGCGCCGGCUCCGUGCGGCUGCGGGGACCGUCCCCGAGGGAUUACAAUGGUUGACACAGAAAUGCCGUUUUGGCCCCUGAAUUUUGGAAUCAGCCCCGUGGAUCUGUCAGCCAUGGAUGAUCACACACAUUCCUUUGACAUCAAGCCCUUCACCACCGUUGACUUCUCCAGCAUUUCCUCCCCACACUAUGAAGAUCUUCCCCUUGCCAGAGCUGACCAGUCAGGCCUGGGUUAUAAAUAUGAUAUCAAGCUCCAGGAUUGCCAAAGUGCCAUCAAGCUGGAGCCUCCUUCCCCACCCUAUUUCUCAGAGAAGGUUCAGCUGUACAGCAAAGCUCACGAGGAGGCGUCCAACUCGCUGAUGGCCAUCGAGUGCCGCGUGUGCGGCGACAAAGCCUCCGGCUUCCACUACGGCGUGCACGCCUGCGAGGGCUGCAAGGGCUUUUUCCGAAGGACCAUCCGGUUGAAGCUGAUUUACGACAGGUGCGAUCUGAACUGCCGCAUCCACAAGAAGAGCAGAAACAAAUGUCAGUACUGCAGGUUCCAGAAGUGCCUGGCUGUUGGGAUGUCACACAAUGCCAUCAGGUUCGGGCGGAUGCCCCAGGCGGAGAAGGAGAAGCUGCUGGCGGAGAUCUCCAGCGACAUCGAGCAGCUGAACCCCGAGUCCGCCGACCUGCGCGCGCUGGCCAAGCACCUCUACGACUCCUACAUCAAGUCCUUCCCUCUGACCAAAGCCAAGGCGAGGGCCAUCCUGACAGGAAAGACGACAGACAAAUCACCCUUUGUUAUUUAUGACAUGAACUCUUUGAUGAUGGGAGAAGACCAGAUCAAGUGCAAGCACGUGUCCCCCCUGCAGGAGGAGAACAAGGAGGUGGCCAUCCGCAUCUUCCAGCGCUGCCAGUUCCGCUCCGUGGAGGCCGUGCAGGAGAUCACCGAGUUCGCCAAGAACAUCCCGGGCUUUGUCAACCUCGACCUCAACGACCAAGUGACUCUGCUGAAGUACGGGGUCCAUGAGAUCAUCUACACCCUGCUGGCCUCUCUGAUGAAUAAGGAUGGGGUUCUCAUAUCCGAUGGACAAGGGUUCAUGACGCGGGAGUUCCUGAAGAGCCUGAGGAAACCUUUCUGUGACUUUAUGGAGCCCAAGUUUGAGUUUGCUGUGAAGUUCAAUGCACUGGAAUUAGAUGACAGUGACCUGGCAAUAUUUAUAGCUGUCAUUAUCCUAAGUGGAGACCGCCCGGGGUUGCUAAAUGUGAAGCCCAUUGAAGACAUUCAGGACAACCUUUUGCAAGCCCUGGAGCUGCAGCUGAAGCUGAACCACCCCGAGUCCUCGCAGCUGUUUGCAAAGCUGCUGCAGAAAAUGACGGACCUGAGGCAGAUCGUCACGGAGCACGUGCAGCUCCUGCAGGUCAUCAAGAAAACCGAGACGGACAUGAGCCUCCAUCCUCUGCUACAAGAGAUCUACAAGGACCUGUAUUAAUGAGCAGAGCAGCUGUUGAUCCCCUGACACGAUGUAUGUUCUUCAGAUUGCACUAUUUCUAUGAGGGAAAAACUUGGCGUACCUAAGAGAUUACUGUGAAACAGCAUUUAAAAAGAGAGAGCUUAGUAUAGUAGAUCUAUUUUAUGCAUAUUGUUUAUAAAGACACAUUUACAAUUUACUUUUAAUAUUAAAAGUAUCUAUAUCAUGAAAUUGUUGGCAGUAUUUUCAGAAUUAAUUUUUUUAACUACGUUAUUUCCUAAAAUUGCUGUCCGAGUAUGAUCGAUGCUUCACUCAAGCAUGCAGUUAAAAUUUCAACUAAAUAAAAACCUUUCUCCUUGAGCAUU